AUGAUGUAAGUGUAACAAAAAAAUAAAAUGAGAGAAUGAUACAAAAGAUUCACCUAUUUUUAAGCUCUUCUGAUAAUUACGCCAAUUUUAAAACCUGAGGCUUGAAUCUAUAGUACGUGACCUUUUAUAUUCUUUUCGUAUAUUUUCUGUUUUUCUGCGCUUCCGGUUUCUGAAUGCGAAGUCUGGAGCCCAAGCCAAGGACGCCCAUUCUAAUAGUUACGUCAAAUUUAGUUAAAACUUGAGCCUUGCAUCUCCAGUACGUGACCUUUUACAUUUUUUUCGCAAACUUUCUAAGCUUCCGGUUUUUGAACUCUCUUGUUAUUUAAUUCACCAGUUAAAGCAUGAAAAAUCGAUGAAAGCAAUUUCUUUUCAAUUUCCUUGUCCUAACUAAUAGUGCAAAUUUGUUACUCUUCAAAAGAACUGCUGAAUAUUUCAUGGAGCGAAGAUUUUUAUCGCUCUGAUUCAUACACGAUUUUCAACGCAUAUCACAAGGCAGACAAAGAUACUUCAGCACAAACUCAAGCAAAUUAUUUCCUGUGUAUUUUAUAGGCUGGUUGAACCGGGAACGAACCUGACGCAAUAUGAGCAACUACGGAUUUGGAAAGCGAAAAGGAAGGCGGAUCUACCUAAACAGACUGUGCAACCGGUGAAUCAGUGGAUUAAAACGGCUGUUGUGAAGAGUAUAAAAGGCAGAGAGGGCCGGAACAAGACGUAUCAGUUUGGAAUUGCUACUGUUUUAGAGACUGUAAGCGGGUUUUUGACAAUUUUUAACUAUUGGUUAGAUUUAGGGAUAGAUUCGUGGAAAGGCCAUAUAAAUAGUCCAUGAAUACUUUUUUGGCGAUCAAAAAUUUUAAGCCCCAUCAAUUAGGCAACUUUAUUGGGUUGCAGCUGAUGCCUUUGAUUUUGAAUAUCUUCUGGUAAAAAAUGUGGUCAUGGAUUAAUUUGCAACUUUUUUGGGAAAUCGAUGCUUAUCGGCCUUCUGAAAGCUUCAAAUACCUAAUAAGUCGUUUCACAACCGAAUAGCUUCGCAAAGAGUUAAAAAUCUGAUUUCAGAAUAUCCAUAAUGUACGCUAA
Messenger RNA from Bursaphelenchus xylophilus (pine wood nematode), 1074 nucleotides. NCBI's taxonomy places the organism in Eukaryota, Metazoa, Nematoda, Chromadorea, Rhabditida, Aphelenchoididae. The record is from the annotation of a GenBank genome assembly.